AGUGAAUCGAACGCCUAUACGAGGUUAGUGUUUUUACAGUAAUGGUAAGGAAGCACCCAAGUUGGAUGCUAUUGGACCACGACAAAUGUGGAGAAUCAGCCUCGGAUCGUAUAAUAGGUGGUAAGAAUGCAUCGAUGGGAGCGUAUCCUUGGAUAGCAAGAAUCGCUUACGUCGAUGGUGCGAAAGAAACGGCCUUGAAGAAACCAGAGAUAGCUCACAGAUGUGGUGGAACUCUCAUUAACAAGAUGUACGUUUUAACCGCGGCUCACUGCGUAUCGAAUCUACCUGGCAAGUUCAGAGUGGUGGGCGUGAGACUCGGCGAGCAUAAUACGCGAACGAAUCCGGAUUGCGAGGGUGGAUUCUGCGCCGAACCCGUACAAGAUUUCAAAUCGGUCCAAAUAGUGGUACAUCGUAAAUACAAUAAUCCGAUGUUCAAAAACGACAUCGCGGUCAUAAGACUCGAUCGUCCCGUUCAAUACAAUGAUUGGGUGAAGCCGUUGUGUCUUCCGAGUGGUAAACUUCUCGACAAGGAUUUCGUAAACAGCGUGGGCGAAGUCGCAGGCUGGGGAAUAUCCGAUAUACACCAUCCGAAAUCUAGUGUUAUUCUCCAAACGAUCAAACUGCCGAUAGUCGCGACGAAAAAAUGCGCGACCGCUUUCAAGUAUCAUGCGAGUAUUGGACCAGAGCAGAUGUGCGUGGGUGGCAAGAUCGGAUCCGAUUCUUGCGGGGGUGACAGCGGAGGACCCCUGAUGAAAGUCGAGGAGGGCGAAUCGACCCCGAAGUACUAUUUAAUCGGUAUCGUAUCGUUUGGUGCCAAAUUGUGCGGUGAGACAACUACUCCGGCUGUGUACACGAGAAUAUCUCACUACAUCGUUUGGAUAUUGGACAACAUUUCGCCGUGAAUCUCCUCCCCGUAUCGACUUUAUUUUUAAUUCAUUGUCUCAUUGCUUAUGGACAUUUAUAAAAACGAACCGAUUUAACCGCUUGAGCAAUAAAUCCGACUGUGAGUUUUCGCCAAA
This is a messenger RNA of Venturia canescens, 1019 nucleotides long. RefSeq names its product CLIP domain-containing serine protease 2-like. The transcript has 4 exons. Gene Ontology annotation, biological process: proteolysis. NCBI's taxonomy places the organism in Eukaryota, Metazoa, Arthropoda, Insecta, Hymenoptera, Ichneumonidae. The record is from RefSeq and is a predicted model, not a curated record. Bases 42 to 902 code for a protein of 286 amino acids. Gene Ontology annotation, molecular function: serine-type endopeptidase activity.